AUGCCAACGCUUGACUGUGCUCAUCGGCUCUCUACGCCCUCCGAUCUGCUCACCAGAAGAGUCCUUUUCCAUUCCCUCGACCCGCUCAACAACCGGCCUCGGUCCCGGCUCGAGGGGUCGACGUCUUUGCUCUUUCAUCUCUCGUCGACGCUCGAGCCGGUCUCUCGUGGACCGCUUUGCUGUACCGUCGCCUCCACGACACUCGCUGCGGACCGUUCGAGGCGACAGGCCACACACCUGCACACCCCUCGGUUGGUACCGUCGGCCUCACCGCAACCUUUCGACUCUUUCCGGUACGGAUUCGAGAAAGCAGACUUCACGAACACGCCCACAAAUACAAGCCCUCAAAGUUCGCUUCUCAUGCCAAGACAUCCGAUCAUCUCAGAUGCUCUCUCACCCCUGCUCAAUACAGAACUGCACAGGCAAUGGUGCAAGAGCCAAUCUACCAAACCGAACAAAAGGGUAACCGGCUGUGGGUCCACUCACUUGUUGGUCCGAAUGUUGUCGUCCAAGUCUGGCCCAUCACGAUUUGCUCGGCAAUUGCAUGUCGCAAACUGCGGUCGCCUUUUUUGCGUGUAG
Messenger RNA from Protopolystoma xenopodis, 579 nucleotides. NCBI's taxonomy places the organism in Eukaryota, Metazoa, Platyhelminthes, Monogenea, Polystomatidea, Polystomatidae. The record is from the annotation of a GenBank genome assembly.